Molecule: messenger RNA, 1835 nt
Organism: Cynoglossus semilaevis (tongue sole)
Lineage: Eukaryota; Metazoa; Chordata; Actinopteri; Pleuronectiformes; Cynoglossidae
Product: RUN and FYVE domain-containing protein 4
Exons: 4
Coding region: 536-1039 (167 amino acids)
Source: RefSeq, a predicted model, not a curated record
CAACCCGUUUUUAAUUUUUCAAACAUUACUGCUUCCUGAACACAAAUCGCUUGAAUUGCUGGUUUAUAAUUCGAUCUUAACCACACCCUAAAUAUUUAAACGUUUGCUUUGGGCAAGUAUUCUAUCUAACAAAAACAAAACAAACAAAAAAACCAGAACCAUGGAGACGACGGUGGGAGGAUUAUAGUUAAAUGUUCAGACAUAAAAUGAAUGGGCAGUUCAACGUCACAACACGGAAACGUUAAACAUGAAAGAAGUGAAGGUGUUCGCGACUCAGAUUACCGUCAGAGACUGAGAGAGACGGGGUGUUUGCGCGUGCGCGUGCCGGCAGGUAACAGGUGCACUGACACAUUGACAGUGCGUUGACACGCCCUGCCCGUCGAGCAGGUAGAGCGGGUUGUAAACAGGAAAACGGUGGCACUGUGGAACGGUACCUACAGGAGGCGCAGGUGGAGCGGAGUCGAACCCGGAAUGAACCACAGGUGAUCGUCAACAGCAGCAGCAGCAGUAGUUUUGUCCUCGUCUCGGUCCAGACAUGAAGCUGGCGGUUGUGGUUGUCGGCCUCAGCGUGGCCGUGAUGGUCGUCAUGAUUUACCAGGCUCUGCACCAGGAGCUGCAGCUUCGCAGCCUGAAGGCCCGUAUGGUGGAGAACACGGAAGAGGUGAAGAGGAAGGAGACGGCCAUCGCUCUGGUGAAGAAGAGGAUCGAUGACCUGAAGGCUGCGCUCAACACUGCCAACGAGAAAGUGAAAACGUUGAACGACGCGAAGGCCAACACUGAGAAAUCCACCAAGGCCUUCCAGGAGAGUCUCCAGGCCUGUAACAACGAGAAGGCUGAAACUGAAAAGAAGAAGACAGAAAUCACAGCUACCUCUGAUAAACUUAAAGCUGAACAUGAGGAGACUAAAAAGACGACUCAGGACCAAAUCCAGGCCUUGAAACAACAGAUUCUGGAAAGAGACAGGGCUGUCUGUGCCUUCGCAGAUACAACAAAGGAAGACGCACGGAAACUCUGUGGAAUAAGCGGGGCCAGUAAAUGAAGUGACCUUAAAUUUAUUACACUGACUGAGAAACGUUUUAUGUAAACAUAAAUUGUGUAUACAAGAGUCUUUUUUUUUUUGUAUACGUAAGUACAUUUUAGACAGUGAUGAAACCCUUCCUUGUAUCUGAUAGUAUUCCAACAUUUUCAUUCAGUAAAUGUAUAUGAAUCAUUUGACAGAUAUUAAAAAAUGGGAUUUCAUUUUCAUGGAACCUUUAUGUCAUUACUUUGGGUAAUUCUCCUGGGUUUGUUUCUGCAAAGUGUGAUACAUGGUGAGUCUAAGGCAGUGGUUCUCAAACUGUGUAAAUAUUUGUCUCUCACCAGUACCACCGGUAUGACCAACAAUCCAGUACAGCAACACUGGCCUAACAUGAGCAGCUAAGACUGUAAAUGAACUAUAUGAGUUUAAUUUUAGUUUAUUUAGUUUAGUUUGAGAACCACUUGUCUAAGACACUACAAAUCACUUCUGUUACUUAGAGUCUUCCAACGCUAUUUUUAAGAGUGGCUGGUAUGAAUAAACUUGUAAAAUAAUCUAGUUUCACCCCUGAGCUGCUGCAUUGUUGGUUCUCUCUCCAACCACAGGUUAUGUGCAGGAUUGUAUGUUUAAAGAUGUUUCCUAUGUGAUGCGACAUUAUUGUAAGUGUAUGGUUAUAUUUUGUGAUAAGAAAAGGUGGGGAUGGUCAGUCACUUUAAACAAUCAAAUAUGUAAAUGAAGGGAAAUAUUUUGGUGUGAAUGCGGCAAUCUACCUAAAUGUUUAUGUGAUGUGUGUGUAUAUAUAAUAAAAUCUCAUCAUGUU